CUGCCAUCUGGGACCUCGUUCAGUCGCUCAGUCACUCGGCCAUCAAUCUAUUCACUCCUUCAUCUUCAUUCAGCGCUUCAUCAUGCGUAUCUCUACAAGAAUGCUCGUCAUUGUUUUACUGGCUCACGCUGAAAGCGCCCUCGGCGGAAGCAGACACUGGGAAGCAAAGGCACCAAACAAGCAGACAAAUCCUAGCCCAGACUACCCGGCUACUGAUGUGCUCAACGCGACAUCUUCACUUCUCAAACGUGCUAUUUCCAUCGAUAAUCGACCAGGUAACAACGCUUUACCACGCAUCUGGCCUAACAAGAAGAUCAGAUACUGUUUUGUGGAACCUGAUCACGUGAUCCGGGGACUGUGGGAUCUGGCAAGAAACGCGUGGGCGACGCUUGAGGCAAAUGGUUUCAGCUACGAAGAAGUCACAAACAGGGAACAAUGUGAAGCAGAGAAAGCAACCAUUCUUCACAUUCACUACAACAAUCACGGCAAGCUAGCCACAACCCUUGGAAUUCCCUCCAUCGAUGAGAAAUGGAACAAGGAAAACCCUGAUAGAAAGGUUGAAGGGCCAUUUAUCCAUCUGUCCGACCUACAGGGCAUUGGUCAGGAUAACAUCGCUGCCAACGUCGCGCACGAGCUUGGCCACGCCUGGGGUCUUGUCCAUGAGCAUCAGAAUCCAUUUUUUUGGGAGCUAACCCCUGAGGAUGCCCGAAACGGCUGGGCAUUCCCCCAAACCAAAGGGAUGGUAUCUAAGUUCAAGACCAGUGACUUCAAAUGCGAUCGUAUGAAGGACUAUAAAGAGGCCCACGAUGCGGUGCGUGCCAAGAUUGCUGAGGCAAUAGCGGAUGGUAAAGAACUUCUGCGUGGAGAGUUGGAAGUCGAUCUCGAGCGCCUUUGCAUUUCCCGUGGUGCCGCAUUCAAACACAGGUUCCUGGCUAGCGAAUGGCUCCCUUACUCAAAUACUGGCGGCUUCGUUAUGGACGAGGAGUUUGACCCACUCUCACUCAUGUUGUAUCCUUCUGGUGCCGGUGGUAUAGGUUCUGGGAAUAACCGCGCUCAAGUCAUGGUCUAUAAGGACGGUGCCCCGAUUCCAAAUCGCUUGGCUCCCACCAACAGGGACAUUGCCCGUCUCCUCGCUUUAUACAGUGAUACGGGCUCGUCGACGCCGGCUGAGCCGCAUACUUCGAAAUCGAGCAAACUGAAGAAUGCAUUUAGGAAAGCCCGCAUUUUCCUAAAUCGUGCUGGUGAUACUGUAUCAGGGCUGUGCUAG
Bipolaris sorokiniana ND90Pr is the source of this 1267-nucleotide messenger RNA. RefSeq lists its product as uncharacterized. The record is from RefSeq and is a predicted model, not a curated record. Gene Ontology annotation, molecular function: metallopeptidase activity. The transcript has a single exon. The coding region runs from base 83 to 1267 and encodes 394 amino acids. Lineage: Eukaryota; Fungi; Ascomycota; Dothideomycetes; Pleosporales; Pleosporaceae.